AUGGACGUGGACAUGGACGUGGACGUGGACGUGGACGUGGACGUGGACGUGGACGUGGACAUGGACAUGGACGUGGACAUGGACGUGGACGUGGACGUGGACGUGGACGUGGUCAUGGACGUGGACGUGGACGUGGACGAGGACGUGGACAUGGUCGUGGACGUGGACAUGGUCGUGGACGUGGACGUGGACAUGGACGUGGACGUGGACGUGGACAUGGACAUGGACGUGGACAUGGACAUGGACGUGGACGUGGACGUGGACGUGGACGUGGACAUGGACGUGGACGUGGACAUGGACGUGGGUCGUGGACGUGGACAUGGACAUGGACGUGGACGUGACGUGGACAUGGACGUGGACGUGGACGUGGACGUGGACCUGGACGUGGACGUGAACAUGGACGUGGACGUGGAGGACUUGGACGUGGACAUGGACGUGGACGUGGACGUGGGACCUGGACAAGGACGUGGACGUGGACAUGGACAGGACGUGGACAUGGACGUGGACGUGGACGUGGACGUGGACAUGGACGUGGACGUGGACGUGGACAUGGACGUGGACGUGGACGUGGACAUGGACGUGGACGUGGACGUGGACGUGGACGUGGACAUGGACAUGGACAUGGACGUGGACAUGGACGUGGACGUGGACAUGGAAUGGACGUGGUCGUGGACGUGUCGUGACGUGGACGUGGUCGUGGACGUGGACGUGGACGUGGACGUGGAUGUGGACGUGGACGUGGACGUGGACAUGGACGUGGACGUGGACGUGGACUUGGACGUGGACGUGGACGUGGACAUGGACUUGGACGUGGACGUGGACGUGGACAUGGACGUGGACGUGGACGUGGACGUGGAGGUCGACGUGGACGUGGACGUGGACAUGGACGUGGACAUGGACGUGGACGUGGACGUGGACGUGGACAUGGACAUGGACGUGGACGUGGACGUGGACGUGGACAUGGACGUGGACAUGGACAUGGAAAUGGACAUGGACGUGGACAUGGACGUGGACGUGGACGUGGACAUGGACCUGGACGUGGACGUGGAAGUGGACGACGUGGACGUGGACGUAGACGUGGACGUGGACAUGGACAUGCACGUGGACGUGGACGGGGACGUCGACGUGGACGUGGACAUGGUCGUGGACGUGGACGUGGACGUGGAGGUAGACGUGGACUUGGACGUGGACAUGGACGUGGACGUGGACAUAGAUGUGGACGUGGACGUGGACGUGGACGUGGACGUGGACUUGGUUGUGGACGUGGUCGUGGACAUGGACGUGGAAGUGGAGGUGGACAUGGAUGAGUACGUGGACGUGGACGUGGACGUGGUCGUGGACGUGGUCGUGGACGUGGACGUGGUCGUGGACGUGGACGUGGACGUGGACAUGGACAUGGACGUGGACGUGGACUUGGACGUGGACGUUGACAUGGACUUGGACGUGGACGUGGACGUGGACAUGGAUGUGGACGUGGACGUGGACGUGGACGUGGACGUCGACGUGGACGUGGACAUGGACAUGGACGUGGACGUGGACGUGGACGUGGACGUGGACAUGGACGUGGACAUGGACAUGGACGUGGACAUGGAUGUGGACAUGGACGUGGACCUGGACGUGGACGUGGACGUGGAUGUGGUCGUGGACGUGGUCGUGGACAUGGACAUGGACGUGGACAUGGACGUGGACGUGGACGUGGACGUGGAUGUGGACGUGGUCGUUGACAUGGUCGUGGACGUGGACGUGGUCGUGGACGUGGACGUGGACGUGGACGUGAACGUGGAAGUGGACAUGGACGAGGACAUGGACGUGGACGUGGACGUGGACUUGGACGUGGACGUGGACGUGGACAUGGACUUGGACGUGGACGUGGACGUGGACAUGGACGUGGACGUGGACGUGGACGUGGACGUGGACAUGGACGUGGACGUGGACGUGGACAUGGACGUGGACAUGGACGUGGACAUGGACAUGGACGUGGACAUGGACGUGGACAUGGACGUGGACGUGGACAUGGACGUGGACAUGGACGUGGAUAUGGACAUGGACGUGGACAUGGACAUGGACGUGGACAUGGACGUAGACGUGGACGUGGACAUGGACAUGGACGUUGACGUGGUCGUGGACGUGGUCGUGGACAUGGACAUGGACGUGGACGUGGACGUGGACAUGGAUGUGGACGUGGACGUGGACGUGGACGUGGACGUGGACAUGGUCGUCGACGUGGACGUGGACGUAGACGUGGACGUGGACGUGGACAUGGACGUGGAUGUGGACAUGGACGUGGAUCUGGACGUGGACGUGGACAUGGACAUGGACGUGGACAUGGACAUGGACGUGGACGUGGACAUGGAUGUGGACAUGGACGUGGACAUGGACAUGGACGUGGACAUGGACAUGGACGUGGACAUGGACGUAGACGUGGACGUGGACGUGGACGUGGACGUGGACGUGGUCGUGGACGUGGUCGUGGACAUAGACAUGGACGUGGACAUGGACGUGGACGUGGACGUGGACGUGGACGUGGUCGUGACAUGUCCGGGACGUGUGGACGUGGACAUGGAUGUGGACGUGGACGUGGACGUGGACGUGGACGUGGACGUGGACAUGGUCGUGGACGUGGACGUGGACGUGGACGUGGACAUGGACGUGGAUGUGGACGUGGACGUGGACAUAGACAUGGACGUGGACGUGGACAUGGACGUGGACGUGGACAUGGACGUGGACAUGGACGUGGACAUGGACAUGGACGUGGACAUGGAGAUGGACGUGGACAUGGACGUGGACGUGGACGUGGACGUGGUCGUGGACGUGGUCGUGGACAUGGACAUGGACGUGGACAUGGACGUGGACGUGGACGUGGACGUGGUCGUGGACAUGGUCGUGGACGUGGACGUGGUCGUGGACGUGGACGUGGACGUGGACAUAGACGUGGACAUGGACGUGGACGUGGACGUGGACUUGGACGUGGACUUGGACGUGGACGUGGACGUGGACUUGGACGUGGACGUGGACAUGGACGUGGACGUGGACGUGGAUGUGGACAUGGACGUGGACGUGGACAUGGACGUGGACGUGGACGUGGACAUGGACGUGGACAUGGUCGUGGACGUGGACAUGGUUGUGGACAUGGACAAGGUCGUGGACGUGGACAUGGACAUAGAAGUGGACGUGGACGUGGACAUGGAGAUGGACGUGGACGUGGACGAGGACGUGGACAUGGUCGUGGACGUGGACAUGGUCGUGGACGUGGACGUGGACGUGCACGUGGACAUGGACAUGGACGUGGACGUGGACGUGGACAUGGACGUGGACGUGUACGUGGACGUGGACCUGGACGUGGACGUGAACAUGGACGUGGACGUGGAGGACUUGGACGUGGACAUGGACGUGGACGUGGACGUGGACCUGGAUAAGGACGUGGACAUGGACAUGGACGUGGACGUGGACAUGGACGUGGACGUGGACAUGGACGUGGACAUGGACGUGGACGUGGACAUGGACGUGGACGUGGACGUGGACAUGGACGUGGACGUGGACGUGGACGUGGACAUGGACAUGGACAUGGACGUGGACAUGGACGUGGACGUGGACAUGGAAGUGGACAUGGACGUGGACGUGGACGUGGACGUGGACAUGGACAUGGACGUGGACGUGGACGUGGACGUGGACGUGGACCUGGACAUGGACGACGUGGACGUGGACAUGGACGUGGACGUGGACGUGGACGUGGACAUGGUCGUGGACGUGGACGUGGACGUGGACGUGGACGUGGACAUGGACAUGGACGUGGACAUGGACGUGGACGUGGACGUGGACGUGGACAUGGACAUGGACGUGGACAUGGACAUGGACGUGGACGUGGACAUGGACGUGGACAUGGACGUGGACAUGGACAUGGACGUGGACAUGGACUUGGACGUGGACAUGGACGUGGACGUGGACGUGGACGUGGACGUGGACGUGGUCGUGGACGUGGUUGUGGACAUGGACGUGGACGAGGAGGUGGACGUGGACGUGGACGUGGACGAGGACGUGGUCGUGGACGUGGUCGUGGACGUGGACGUGGACGUGGUCGUGGACGUGGACGUGGACGUGGACGUGGAUGUGGUCGUGGACGUGGACGUGGACAUGGACGUGGACGUGGACGUGGACUUGGACGUGGACGUGGACGUGGACAUGGACUUGGACGUGGACGUGGACGUGGAGGUCGACGUGGACGUGGACGUGGACAUGGACGUGGACAUGGACGUGGACGUGGACGUGGACGUGGACAUGGACAUGGACGUGGAUGUGGACGUGGACAUGGACGUGGACGUGGACAUGGACAUGGAAAUGGACAUGGACGUGGACAUGGACGUGGACGUGGACGUGGAUAUGGACCUGGACGUGGACGUGGAAGUGGACGACGUGGACGUGGACGUAGACGUGGACGUGGACAUGGACGUGCACGUGGACGUGAACGGGGACGUGGACGUGGACGUGGACAUGGUCGUGGACGUGGACGUGGACGUGGACGUGGACGUGGACUUGGACGUGGACAUGGACGUGGACGUGGACAUAGAUGUGGACAUGGAUGAGUACGUGGACGUCGACGUGGACGUGGUCGUGAACGUGGUCGUGGACGUGGACGUGGUCGUGGACGUGGACGUGGACGUGGACGUGGACAUGGACAUGGACGUGGACGUGGACUUGGACGUGGACGUUGACAUGGACUUGGACGUGGACGUGGACAUGGACAUGGAUGUGGACGUGGACGUGGACGUGGACGUGGACGUCGACGUGGACGUGGACAUGGACAUGGACGUGGACGUGGACGUGGACGUGGACAUGGACGUCGUGGACGUGGUCGUGGACAUGGACAUGGACGUGGACAUGGACAUGGACGUGGACGUGGACGUAGAUGUGGACGUGGUCGUUGACAUGGUCGUGGACGUGGACGUGGUCGUGGACGUGGACGUGGACGUGGACGUGAACGUGGAAGUGGACAUGGACGAGGACAUGGACGUGGACGUGGACGUGGACUUGGACGUGGACGUGGACAUGGACUUGGACGUCGACGUGGACGUGGACGUGGACAUGGACGUGGACGUGGACGUGGACGUGGACGUGGACAUGGACGUGGACGUGGACGUGGACGUGGACAUGGACGUGGACAUGGACGUGGACAUGGACAUGGACGUGGACAUGGACGUGGACAUGGACGUGGACGUGGACAUGGACGUGGACAUGGACGUGGACAUGGACAUGGACGUGGACAUGGACAUGGACGUGGACAUGGACGUAGACAAGGACGUGGACAUGGACAUGGACGUUGACGUGGUCGUGGACGUGGUCGUGGACAUGGACAUGGACGUGGACGUGGACGUGGACAUGGAUGUGGACGUGGACGUGGACGUGGACGUGGACGUGGACAUGGUCGUCGACGUGGACGUGGACGUAGACGUGGACGGUGACGUGGACAUGGACGUGGAUGUAGACAUGGACGUGGAUCUGGACGUGGACGUGGACAUGGACAUGGACGUGGACAUGGACAUGGACGUGGACGUGGACAUGGACGUGGACAUGGACGUGGACAUGGACAUGGACGUGGACAUGGACAUGGACGUGGACAUGGACGUAGACGUGGACGUGGACGUGGACGUGGACGUGGACGUGGUUGUGGACGUGGUCGUGGACAUAGACAUGGACGUGGACAUGGACGUGGACGUGGACGUGGACGUGGACGUGGUCGUGGACAUGGUCGUGGACGUGGACGUGGUCGUGGACGUGGACGUGGACGUGGACGUGGACGUGGACAUGGACGUGGACAUGGACGUGGACGUGGACGUGGACGUGGACGUGGACUUGGACGUGGACGUGGACGUGGACAUGGACGUCGACGUGGACGUGGACGUGGACGUGGACGUGGACAUGGACGUGGACAUGGACGUGGACGUGGACAUGACGUGA
Molecule: messenger RNA, 5952 nt
Organism: Closterium sp. NIES-65
Lineage: Eukaryota; Viridiplantae; Streptophyta; Zygnematophyceae; Desmidiales; Closteriaceae
Source: the annotation of a GenBank genome assembly